AUGCAAACCCUAGCUCUUGCAACAAUUUUAGGGAAGAGAAAGCGGCAAUUAAAUCUUCCCGAAGAAAUCGUUAUCGAAAUUCUCUCAAGGUUACCCCUCAAAUCUCUUGUCAAAUUCAUGCUUGUUUCCAAGCAAUGGCGUUCUUUGAUUCAAUCAAGUUCUGUGAAAAGUGUUCAACGAAACAAAGUUCUAAUUUGUGGAAGGACAUAUCUUCACUCCAUCGACAAAGCAAGUCUUGUGAAACGUGUCCUUGAACCUGUUGAAAAAAUCCAAUCUCAUUAUGACAUUGAAAUCUUGGGUUCUUGUAAUGGGUUAUUACUUAUUUGGUUGUUGCGUAUUCGGAUUAUCAAUGAUUUGUUCUUGUGGAAUCCGCUCACCAAGUGUUCGAAGAAAGUCCUCUCAUAUCAUCAGUUACGGGAUAGUGACUACGGUGUUUUUUCUGGGCUUUGCUUUGACUCCUCGAAUAAUGAGUACAAGGCUGUAAUGGCAUUUUCUCAUGAGACUCCAAGUUGUGGAUUGGUUGUAAUUGGUAGUUUUCAAAACAAGACUUGGACAGUUGUUCACUUCCCAUACCAUGUUUCUUGUAUGAAAUCGAGUCCUAUUGUGAAUGAAAAUCUACAUUGGUUUGCUUCUAAAGAAAGUUGGGGUCACUUCUUCGCACCCUAUCAAAUCAUUUACUUCAAUCCACGGAAGAAUAUAUUCAAGAAGUUACCAAUGCCACAACCUAAGGAUGGACAUGGAGAUAUUCUACUCGGUUUGGGAGUUUUAGAAGGAUGUCUUUGUAUGGUUCGCUCUUGUCAGCACCCAACUAAUCGUAUGGAUAGAGUUGAGGUGUUGGUGAUGAAGAAAUAUGGUAUCAAAGAAUCUUGGACUACCAUGUUCAUUCUAUCAAAUUUGCCUAACUUGCGUAUUUAUGAUAAUGUAGCACCAUUGUGUUUCACAAAGAAUGCUGUGUAUGAGGAAAGUUUAGCUUCACCUAUUGAUCACAAUUGGGAAGCGAAAGAGUUGAGAGGAGAUGCAAGAUAUGUGGAAAAUUCCCUUUCAAGCUCUUGGCGAAAAAUGAGAAAGAUCAAGAAGCUGCCUAUGCAAUAUUUAGGCCUGCCUCUUGGGGCUAAUCCUAAUAGAAAGCAAACUUGGAAACCUGUGCUGGAUAAGAUUCGUAGCAGGCUAGCUAGCUGGAAAAGAAAGCUCUUAUCGUAUGCGGGGAGGUUAACCUUAAUCAAAUCAGUAACUGCUUUGCUGCUAGUAUAA
Camellia sinensis is the source of this 1251-nucleotide messenger RNA. RefSeq names its product F-box/kelch-repeat protein At3g23880-like. The record is from RefSeq and is a predicted model, not a curated record. Lineage: Eukaryota; Viridiplantae; Streptophyta; Magnoliopsida; Ericales; Theaceae. Gene Ontology annotation, molecular function: protein binding.